This is a messenger RNA of Toxorhynchites rutilus septentrionalis, 1358 nucleotides long. It is a transcript of the gene Fen1, whose product is annotated as flap endonuclease 1. The transcript is spliced from 2 exons. Gene Ontology annotation, molecular function: magnesium ion binding; 5'-3' exonuclease activity; RNA-DNA hybrid ribonuclease activity. The record is from RefSeq and is a predicted model, not a curated record. Gene Ontology annotation, cellular component: nucleus. NCBI's taxonomy places the organism in Eukaryota, Metazoa, Arthropoda, Insecta, Diptera, Culicidae. The coding region runs from base 143 to 1282 and encodes 379 amino acids.
UUGGCGCAAAGAAUUUGACGUAAAGCACCGCUAGUGUUCGAAGCGUAGAUACAUCCAACUCUGUUCUGGGUGCAAACGCGUCGAAUUUUACAUGUUUUGAUCACAGUAUUUGCAGCACCGGUUGACUGAAUAAUAGACUAUCAUGGGAAUUAAAGGGCUUUCGCAAUUGAUAGCGGAUGUUGCUCCGUUUGCGGUGAAAGAGGGAGAAAUUAAAAAUUUCUUCGGAAGAAAAGUGGCGAUCGAUGCCUCCAUGUGUUUGUACCAAUUUCUCAUUGCCGUGAGAGCAGAAGGUGCCCAGCUAACAUCGGUCGAUGGCGAAACCACGUCCCAUUUGAUGGGCACAUUUUAUCGUACUAUUCGAUUGCUGGAGAAUGGAAUCAAACCAGUUUACGUUUUCGACGGUAAGCCUCCAGAUCUUAAAUCCGGUGAGUUGAGCAAGCGUGCCGAGAAACGCGAAGAAGCUCAGAAAGCGUUAGAUAAAGCAACGGAAGCGGGCGCUACCGAGGACAUUGAUAAGUUUAACAGACGUUUGGUCAAGGUCACCAAGCAACACUCGAAUGAAGCAAAGGAGCUUUUGAAACUGAUGGGGGUUCCGUAUGUGGAUGCGCCCUGUGAAGCUGAGGCCCAAUGUGCAGCCUUGGUGAAAAGCGGAAAAGUUUAUGCCACAGCUACCGAGGAUAUGGACGCUCUUACCUUCGGGUCUAAUAUUUUGCUGCGGCAUCUAACAUUCAGUGAGGCACGCAAAAUGCCGGUACAGGAGUUCAACUACGAGAAGCUACUGAAAGGUUUUGAACUAAGCCGUGACGAAUUCAUCGAUCUGUGCAUUCUGCUUGGAUGCGAUUAUUGUGACACCAUUCGUGGAAUAGGUCCGAAGAAGGCCAUCGAACUUAUUAAUAAACAUCGGUCGAUCGAGAAGAUUCUUGAAAAUAUCGAUACUAAAAAAUAUAUUGUUCCCGAGGAUUGGAACUACCAGCAGGCUCGCCAAUUGUUCAAAGAACCUGAUGUGGCGAAUCCCGAGGAGAUUGAACUGAAAUGGGGAGAACCGGAUGAGGAAGGUUUGGUAAAAUAUCUGUGUGGUGAUCGUCAAUUCAAUGAGGAUCGAAUCAGAGGUGGAGCCAAGAAAAUCCUGAAAACAAAGUCAACCGCAACUCAAGGUCGUCUUGAUUCGUUUUUUAAGGUGCUUCCCUCGACACCUUCCCAAAAACGUAAACCCGAAGAAAAGAAGACUCCGGCGGCAAAGAAGGCUAAAACAGGAGCAAAACCUGGCCGCAAACCAAAGUAGAGAUAAGGUGACAAUUGGUAUGGUAUUGUGAUAGUAUUCCCAAAUUGUUUCGAAUAAAUGAUAUCCAAGUUGAUGA